Molecule: messenger RNA, 369 nt
Organism: Podarcis lilfordi (Lilford's wall lizard)
Lineage: Eukaryota; Metazoa; Chordata; Lepidosauria; Squamata; Lacertidae
Source: the annotation of a GenBank genome assembly
AUGGCGACAGCAAGAGGCAACGUCGCUCCCCCUCCCCCGCCCCUCACUUGCCCCGCCUCACUUGCUAGCCUAGGCGAAACGAAAACCAGCAAGUCCAGGAACAGGCCGGGGAGUUUCCAGCCUCAAAUCUCGCGGUGUUACAUUGCUGCGUGCGUCGCGCGCGGGGGCAGGCGGGCGGAGCUGCGCUCGACUCUCUGUCAGAGGCUCCGGCGGCCUCUUCGAUGGUGGGCGGUGGGCGAGCGGAGUGAGCUGGGGCGCGGCGCUAGGGUGAGCACGGGCUCGGGUGGGGAGGUCGGCGGUGGGGAGGACGCUUCAGCAGUCGGUGGUCUUCCCCUUCCUCAGCUUGGCACUUUUUGCAACGGCGCCUGA